Molecule: messenger RNA, 2098 nt
Organism: Tetranychus urticae (two-spotted spider mite)
Lineage: Eukaryota; Metazoa; Arthropoda; Arachnida; Trombidiformes; Tetranychidae
Product: disintegrin and metalloproteinase domain-containing protein 12-like
Biological process (GO): membrane protein ectodomain proteolysis
Molecular function (GO): metalloendopeptidase activity
Source: RefSeq, a predicted model, not a curated record
AGAUAAUCAAAGAAUGCAAAUCCAACCAGUGUUAAUAGUAAGUCUACUGUUUAUCUGCAAUAUCUAUGGAUUAGAUGUGGAUGCUAACCAAAACAUUACCCAGUGUAUUCCGAAUCCUCUAUUAAUCUGUACCAAAAAUAAUAGUGAUAUUUGUGUUGAUCCAAAGGUAUUACUAAUUGCAUCUCCUUUUCAUGGUAAUUUAACAUUUCAACUUGAACCAGCUACUAGUAAAUAUUAUCUUAUCGAGGCCAAUGGUACUGAUUGUAUUUUUACUGGGAAAAUGAACGGAACAUCACAUCGCGUCAGAGUUAACACUUGUUCUUAUUCAUUGAAAAACUCAACUCUUGUCAUUUGUUUGAUUAUUCAUAAUGAUAGUUGGUUAAUUGAGUUCAAUGAAACAAAAGAAUGCUAUCAAAUUCAAUCGUCUCAAUGUUAUAUUCGAGAUAUUAUACCAAUAGAUACAUUCGAUGGACUGGAACCGGAAAAUAUAAUAAGAGUUCAUGAUGCAUCGUUGAAUCAUCUUUUUGAUCCAAAGUUUUUGAUGUCCACUCCAAGAUACGUUAGAGUAGGAAUUGCAAUUGAUUGUACGGCUGAAUUUAAAUAUUACGCUAAAGAGCAUGAAUUAGUAAACAUUUUUAAAAGGGCAAUUCAGCUGCUAACACAAAUGAAUAUUUUUGCAAUACUUACUGUGAUUAAAAGUUUGCCAGGUCAAUGUGAUGAAGCAAAGACCUACAAAUAUGAUGCCGACACGUUGCUGGUUAAAUUCAGAGAAUAUAUCAUAGAAAACCAUGAAACACUUGGCAAUUAUGAUGUAAUUGUGAGAAUUACAGCUCCAUGCAAUAAUAAUUGUGAUCGGCUCGGAGUAACAAAUCUUAACAUAGCUUGCAAUCCGAUGUUGGGACGAACUGUUGUAAGAGAUAGCGAUAGUGAUUAUACUUUUUCAACAGCUUUUGCUCAUGAGUUACUUCAUACAUUUGGAGUAGUCCAUGACAAUGAGGAAGAAUUCACAGAAGAAGCCUAUUGUCCAUAUGAACAUUGUUUGAUGUACUCCUCGGCACCUCGAGGUCAACCAAAGGUAGGAUUGUCACCAUUCACAAUUUCACAGGUGGAAGCAUCUAUUUUAUCGGGUGAUCUUGAUUGCUUUUUAGAUAAACCAGAGUUAGGCAAAUAUUGUGGGGAUUACUCUUUAAGCGGCUACGAACAGUGUGAUUGUGCGGAUAUAAAACAUUGUUCAAAAUGUUGCAAUCCAUCAACUUGUUUACUUUUAGAAGGAGCCAAGUGUGGACACGGACCUUGUUGUAAUUUUGAAACUUGUGAGCUCUACAAGUCAACAGAUAAUCAUGUUUGCCGUCCAGCAAAAAGUGAUUGUGAUAUAGAAGAAAAAUGUGACGGAUCAUCGCAAUUCUGUCCUCCUGAUCUUCAUGUGCACGAUGGUUGGAGUUGUGAAUACGGUCAGGGUCACUGUUUUAAUGGUAAAUGUGGCAGUUAUCAUCUUUCUUGUGAUAAAAUUUUCGAAAAUUCUGAUCCAGGGCCAGAUUUUUGUUAUGAAAGAAAUACAUUGGCUACAAAUUAUUUUAAUUGUGGUCCACCAAUUAAAUAUUUUAAAAUUUUCGACGGAAAAGCAAAAAAAUGUAAAAAUGAAGAUGUCAAAUGUGGCCGAUUACAUUGCACUGAAAGUGGCAGAUUGAGAAGCUCAAUUGGACAAGCAUAUGCAAAUUUACUACGUGACAUUCUAAACCCACCCUGUCGAGUUAUCCAUAUUUCCAGAAGCUUCCAUCGUAACGCAACCGAUUUAGGUUUAGUACCUGAUGGUGCGCCUUGUGCUCCAAAUAAAAUGUGUCUCAACCAAGAAUGCAUUCCAGUGUCAAAAGUUAUUGAGACGAAACCAUGUCCAAUCAAUUGCCAAAAUCGAGGUAAAUGUACUAACCAAGGAACUUGUAUUUGUAAUAAUCCAAAAGAUAAAUCGCCUGAUUGCUCUUUCUCUCCGGUAACUUCACCAAAUUGGACAGCCUUGUUUCGAUACUUUGAAACUACAAUUCAAUUAAUUGUAAUGGUUGUGGUGACGUCAACAUGGAUUUGGAUACAAUUUAAUAAAUAA